Molecule: messenger RNA, 6111 nt
Organism: Dicentrarchus labrax (European seabass)
Lineage: Eukaryota; Metazoa; Chordata; Actinopteri; Moronidae
Gene: osbpl6
Product: oxysterol binding protein-like 6
Exons: 23
Coding region: 396-3161 (921 amino acids)
Cellular component (GO): perinuclear endoplasmic reticulum; cytosol; intracellular membrane-bounded organelle
Molecular function (GO): cholesterol binding
Source: RefSeq, a predicted model, not a curated record
UGCUGCAGGGAGGAGCGACCGGAGUGCAGUUGAGCUGAGCCGAGCAGAGCAUCACAGACCCGCAUUCAAGGAAACGGACAAACACUUUUCAUCUUGCAUUUUUUUCGGGGGGCGACUUUUCCACAAUUUCCACACAGCACACGGCUUUAAUACGAAGAAAUAGAUACAUAUAUUCGAUGUGGACUCUUACGGAAGAGCUUUGAGAAGCUGGGAAUCUCUGCCCUGUCAAGGGAGACCCCCCCAAUUGUUUCCUGCGCCAAGAACUGUAAAGACAUGGUCAUUACACCGCAUAUGUGAUGAACAGCAAGCAGUGAGAGUGAGACAGUGUCAGAGGAUGCUCCUGGUCUGCAGGGCCCAGUGCUGAGGGAGGUCCACAGAGCCAACUGGUGCCCACCAUGUCUCACCACCAACACUACCAGCGAGGCCCCCAUGGCCGCACCAUGAGCUCUGAGGAGAGGAGCUCCACGCCAGUCAACAAGACCUCCACACCGGUUCACAAGAGCGCCUCUUCAUCUUCCUCUUCCCAGCGCGACAGCCGACAGGAGGCAGACAGCUGGGAAAUCAUUGAGGGGCUGAAAAUUGGUCAGAGCAACGUCCAGAGGCCUGAUAAACACGAGGGGUUUAUGUUGAAGAAGCGGAAAUGGCCCCUGAAAGGCUGGCACAAGCGUUUUUUUGUUCUGGACAAUGGUAUCCUGAAGUACUCCAAGUCCCCCAUUGAUAUCCAAAAAGGCAAACUUCAUGGCAGUAUCGACGUCGGCCUCUCAGUCAUGUCCAUCAAGAAGAGGGCCCGUCGCAUCGACCUGGACACUGAGGAGCAUAUCUAUCACCUGAAGGUCAAAUCUCAAGACAUCUUUGAUGCAUGGGUGUCCAAGUUGCGUCAUCACCGGCUUUACCGCCAGAACGAAAUUGUGCGAUCUCCGAGGGAGGCCACCAUGCGAACAUUUCCUCCCCCAGCUGCCAUUGAGUCCCCCCAACCUGCCUCGAGUGUGGUUCGUGAAGCCAAGCAGGCCAAGCCCAGCAGCUUGCCAUGGCAGCCAGUGGCCCCCAGCAGCGGCAGCAACAGCAGCCUGCCUGCCUCCUACAGUAACGGCCAGAGCAAGGUGGUUGCUUGGCUGCAGGAAUCAGAGGAGAUGGACAAGUGCGCCGAGGAGCUCGCACGAUGCCAGUCCAACCUGACUGAGCUGAGCCGGUUAUUGCAGAGUCUGGAGAUUCUGCAAAGGACACAGUCAGCGCCCAACUUCACAGAUAUGCAGACCAAUUGUGUUGAAUUGUCAAAGAAAGAAAAGCGCUUGAACAGAAGAUGGAGAACAAAAAGUGUCGGCAAAGAUGCAAAAUUCCAGCUUCAGGUCCCUCUGUCUGCCAGCAUGUCCCCCAUCCGCCUCCACUCAUCCAACCCCAACCUGUGUGCCGAGCUGGUGGACUUUCAGCCCCCUGUCUCCCGGCUGACAGAAAGUGUAGAGUGUGCCAGUGACUACAUUAAACUUCAGGAGGAAUUCUGCACCAUCGCCCAGAAAGUCCACUCUCUGCUGAAAUCUGCCUUCAACACAGUGGCCAUAGAAAAAGAAAAGAUCAAACAGAUUCUAUCUGACCAGGAGCAGUCAGACCAGUCCGCCCAGAUCAACUCUCUCAGGAAGUCUCUGUCGCAGGCCCUGUCCCAAAACGCAGAACUUCGAACCCGACUCAACCGCAUCCACUCUGAAUCUGUCCUGACUGAACAAGUUGUCAGUGUGAACAUCAUCUCCACGCCUGAUGAGGCUGGGGAACAGAUGGGGAUCCCUCUGACUCAGCAGGCCUCUAAUGAGAGCCGACUCUCCAUGUCGGAGUCUGUCUCUGAGUUCUUUGAUGCCCAGGAAGUGCUUCUGUCAGCCAGCUCGUCGGAGAAUGAGGGCUCAGACGAUGAGUCAUAUGUCAGCGAUGUGAGUGAUAACAUUUCUGAGGACAACGCCAGUGUGACUGAUAACGUCUCCAGACAAAUGGCCAACGGAGACUUUGCUGGCAGUGCCUUCCGUAACGGGCGGCGCACCUGCCUGUCGGCGCCGUGUCCUGACACCAGCAACAUUAACCUCUGGAACAUCUUGAGAAACAACAUUGGCAAGGACUUGUCCAAAGUGUCCAUGCCUGUGGAGCUCAAUGAGCCCCUCAACACCCUGCAGCGUAUGUGUGAAGAGCUGGAGUACAGCGAGCUGCUGGACAAGGCUGCUGAGACCGAGGAUCCCUUUGAACGCAUGGUUCUCGUUGCUGCUUUUGCCGUCUCAGGCUACUCAUCCACUUACUACAGAGCAGGAAGUAAGCCAUUCAACCCGCUACUCGGAGAGACUUAUGAAUGUAUUCGGGAAGACAAGGGCUUCUGUUUUUUCUCGGAGCAGGUGAGCCACCACCCUCCCAUCUCCGCCUGCCACUGUGAGUCUAAGAACUUCACCUUCUGGCAAGAUGUGAGAUGGAAAAACAAGUUCUGGGGGAAAUCGAUGGAGAUUUUACCAAUCGGGACCGUGAAUCUUAUGAUUCCCAGGUUUGGAGAUCACUAUGAAUGGAACAAAGUCACCACCUGUGUACACAACAUCCUCAGUGGACGGCGGUGGAUCGAACACUACGGGGAGAUCACCAUCAGAAACACAAAGAGCAGCGCCUGCCUCUGCAAACUUACCUUCGUCAAGGGAAACUACUGGAGUUCUAAUGUCAAUGAGGUUCAAGGAUUUGUGAUGGAUCAGGAGGGGAAAGUGAUCCACAGGCUCUUUGGAAAAUGGCACGAGGGCCUUUACUGUGGUGUCCCACCUUCUGCCAAAUGCAUCUGGAGGCCAGGCUCCAUGCCCACAGACUAUGAGCUGUACUAUGGCUUCACCAGGUUCGCCAUUGAACUAAAUGAGCUCUGCCCCGAGUUGAAAGAUGUUCUGCCCCGAACAGACGCAAGAUUCAGGCCAGAUCAAAGGCAUCUGGAGGAGGGGAACUUGGAGAUGGCAUCCUCAGAGAAGCAGCGUAUUGAGGACCUGCAGAGAACCAGGAGGAAGUGGAAAGAGGAGAACGACAUCAAACAGGAGCCACGCUUCUUCAAGAAAGUGGUUGAUGGCAAUCACAGGGAGAGGUGGGUCUCAAACAACACGUACUGGGACCUCCGCAAAAAUCCCGGCUUCAUCAAUAUGGAACAUACAGUGAACCUGUGGUAGCACACGGAUCGACAAGUCCAUCAUGUGGUCAUCGCAGAUAAGAAGGCUGUUACCUAUGCACAAUGAGGUGUUAAAGAGAAACACGUUAAUGAUGAAACAUCUGUGUGCAUGGACUGCAGACUGAGGAAUGGCCUGAUGCCCAGCAACCCUGUCGAGGUUCUGUGGCGCUGCCACACGGUCAUCCAUCCAUGGAAACAUCCUGUAGGAUCACCUUCAUUGUGCUUGUCGAAGCUGGGUUGUCAGGGCAACAAUCGUACCACUCCUAUGUAGAUCUUUCCUCGGCUCCUUUGACUUCUGAGUAUGUCCUUGCCUUAAAAAGACACCCAUACAAACGUUACACGAUUUAGCGCUUUUUUUGUUGAGGCCAUUUGAUUUCUGACAGCCGUUUGGGUUAGACUAGUCUAUGAAGUAGACCUUUUGAUUACCUACAAUACCGUGCAUGUUUAGAGAGCAGCUUUCACUGGCAUAAAGCCGUAUUUACUAUAUCAUCAAUUAUUGUAGAAAAAAAAGAGGUAUUUUUAUAAAAUAUCUUGGACUCAGAAUUUAGUGAAAUAGCAUUAUGUGAAUUGGCAGAUUUUAUUUAUUUAUUUGCCUUUUAAUACUGUUGAAUCUGUGUGAUAGCAGUACUCUCUCUCGGGAAACAGCUCAUUUAAAAUUAAUCUCGACCGCAGCAGAGGAAGUACAGUGUCCAUAGAUGGAGUUUUUAAAACGAAUAUUUUCAAAGAGCAGCUCUCAAAGCUUGUGGUGUAGUGGAAGGAGAAGCAGGAUUCAGAUGAACAUCCUAUUCUGGUGUUUUGAACACAUGAUGCAAGCGCACACCUUCAACCUUUACAGAUGUUUUUCUUUUUUUGAACCGUCAACAGAGAUCUGUCGUGGUGUUCGUUGUGUAAAUAGAGGGACAACCUCAUCAACCCUCCCCUUGCCCCACUGUCUAAUUUUAAACAUAGUUACAUGAAACCAACUCCUCUGAAUCACAUGGUUACAUAAAUACACACAUAACUCCCUCCAUAUAUAGUGGGCACACAUUCACUCUUACUCUCUGAAUGUGGUGCAGAUAGAUGUGACGUAAUGGGCACGCUCAAACUCCAGACACUUAUCUUAAUCAAAGGUCGAAGACAAGAUGGUGAAGACGGAUGUAAAGAUUGUAAAGCCUUCUGAGACACUUGAUUUAGGUUUUAUAAAUAAGACUUGAGAGUGAAACAGGAGAAAAGCAGUCACACAUUUCCAGUACGAGGCUAAAUACUCAUCUACACCCAGCCAAUGUGCAAUUAUUUUUAGAUUAUCAACGAUGUAAUUAACAAAUUAUUCAUUUUCUGUGAUAAAUAGUUCCAUUUGUCCCAUUACAGUUUACCAAAGGCCAACAUCCUUGUUCUGACCAACAACCAAAACCUUUUAGGAUAUGAAACAAAGAAAAUUACUCAUUCGUAGACUAUUACCAGCAACUGUUUGGUAUUUUUCUUGCUAAAUUACCUACAUUAAUUAAUCAAUAAUCAAUAGGAAUACAUUUUCUGAAUCAGCAUUUAGCAUACAGUGAGUGCAUUUUGAAAACACCAGAGCCACCUACAGGUCGUCCCAUGAAAAUGCAGUUUCAGGAUACUGAAGGUCAACAACAUGAAGAACAGAAUCUGCUCUUUUUGUUCCUGAGACGUUAAAGCCAAACAAGUUUGUCCAGCAACAAAUUAUACAAGAAUAAAAAUGUCUGAUUCCCCAGAGACUUUACUACUAUGAUCUUCUGCAAAGCACCAGUUACUCAUUUGCAGUUUGUGUGUUUAAAGCAAAGCAGAUUAGCUUUAAUGUUUCAACUAGUUGUCCCCCUUUUGUGUUACAGAGUAAGAAAAUAUAACACGGGGCGUGUGAUCAACCCCAACACACACAAAGUAGUCACACAUUGUCCUCGUUGAUGCCCCUCGUUCGGGACUGCAGGGCGAGGACACUGGAGGAGAAAAAGAGUGAAUAUAAAUAUGUAGAGUGAAGACUAUGAGAAGCAAAUCCAUUGUGUGCACUGUUCAUAUGGUACUGUAGAUGACAAACCAAAAAGGUAGUACUGCUUUGCAUCCAUUUCUUUUUUUUUUUCUCUUUUAAUUUUAACCCCAGAUUACAAACUAAAAUGCUACAACUCGUCAGCGUCAGUUUCACUUGCUGUGCCUUAAUGCAUUUAUUAAUGCCUCACAAACACUACUGAUAAGAAUCCCCAUGCCAAGAAGGUAUGCCAUUAACAAGUCCGCACAUUAUCCAGUCUCCACCUGCCUACAGAUGAUAAAUUAUAUUGAUAGUUAGCGUUUAGGAUUUAGCUGUGGACAAAAUGUCUUGGCUUAAGUUUUAAAAAGGGACAUGUCUUUGACAUUAGGAGAGAGAGAAAAAAAGGUUUAUUUGACUGUAAAAUGCUUGCAGUGUUAAAGUAUGUUCUGCACUGCUCUGCUACUCCGACAUGUAACCAAUACAUUUUUGGUGAUCACUGUAAAUACAGCACAUUUAGAAGAUGGGUCACUACUGCAAAAGCUGACCCCUCCCCCCCCCCGCCUACAUCAGUGAUUUCUUGUAACAAGCCCGAAUGACAGCAGCUGUGUGAGGAGGUAGGGGGCGAUGCUUUGCAUAGGGAUUGGUAUCACUGAGUCAGACUGUAGUGAAGAAAAUAAAAAAUCAUGAAAACCUCCUCAUGCUUUCUUCAUCCAUCCAUUGUUCUACCUGCAUGUCUAGACAACUUAGCCUGCCAAUGAAUGUUGCAGAUGCCUUACAAAAAAAAGGGUUUUAUGUUUUCUCAAUUGGACUCUCAUGUGUUUUUGUUUUGGACUGACAUGUAUCACGAAGCACUGUGUCAGCUCAGUUUCUUUCAAAUCUAUUUCCCAAUGGGUACCUUCUAAAGUGCAAUUUAAACAAAGUACAUAUCUUUCCAUGAACACUGUACACUGCUGCUACAUAGUGCUUGUUCUAAUAAAACUGUAAAACUCAA